GUUCUUCUUGUGUUUUGUUCCAACUCAAGUAAAAAAACUACACUGAAGCUGUCAGAUCUGCCUGCUGGAGCAACGUGAGUCCUCCAGUCAGCCACAUGAAAUACUACAAAACUACACACAUACCAAAGGAAAGCUGUAGAUUAGUGGAAGGACGARCCGAGAAACCAACACCAGCAGCAGGACUCCUGGAAACCCUACUCCUCAGGGACWCACAUGAUGGAGAAGCCUGCACUGGACUCAAAUGAGGAGAGGUCCUGGUUGGGAGAGGGUCAGUCUGAAACUCAGCUCUCUGCCGUGUCCGGUCCCGACACAGCCCAGCCGAACGGCGGAGAUCGGCCCGCCUGGGAUUCUAAGAUCCAGUACGUGUUAGCUCAAGUUGGCUUCAGCGUGGGAUUAGGAAAUGUGUGGAGGUUUCCAUACCUUUGCCACCAAAACGGAGGAGGAGCCUUCAUGCUUCUGUAUGUGUUUCUUCUGCUGCUUGUUGGAGUUCCUCUGUUUUUCAUGGAGCUGGCAGCGGGACAAAGUAUUCGACAGGGCAGCAUUGGGGUUUGGAAGCACAUCUCCCCAAAGCUGGUGGGGAUCGGCUACUCCAGCUGCGUGGUUUGUUUUUAUGUGGCUAUUUACUACAAUGUUAUCAUCGCAUGGAGCCUCUUCUACUUGGGUAACUCCUUUCAGUAUCCUCUGCCUUGGCACCAAUGUCCAACGGACGUCACCAUCAAUCAAACYGUGAAGGAGUGUGCGAGAAGCUCCCCCACGCCAUAUUUCUGGUUUCGUAAAGCUCUGGACAUCACCAAUUCCAUAGAGGAAAGUGGAGAAUUUAACCCCAUCAUGACUGGAUGUUUGUUGGCUGCUUGGGCCAUUGUGUCGCUGGCAAUGAUCAAGGGCAUCAAGUCCUCCGCGAAGGUGAUGUACUUUUCUUCAGUGUUUCCCUACGUGGUGCUUUUUAUUUUCCUCAUCAGAGGGCUGUUGUUGGACGGUGCCAUGGAUGGCAUCACAUACAUGUUUUAUCCCAAACUGGAGAUCUGGGGGAGUGUCCAGGUGUGGCGGCAGGCAGCCACACAGGUGUUUUUUGCCCUCGGUCUGGGGUACGGCUCUGUUAUUGCGUAUUCCUCCUACAAUCCGGUGAACAACAACUGUCACCGGGACGCCCUGUUGGUUUCCAGCAUCAACUUUAUGACAUCAGUGCUGGCGUCGCUGGUGGUUUUCAUUGUGCUUGGUUUUCGUGCCAAGACCAUUGCAGUACACUGCAUAGCUGAAAAUCUUGGAGUGUUAAACUCUUUGGCGUCCAAUGGAUCGAGUCAACACUGGUGGCCCUCUUUCAACCUCACAGCUCCGAGCUCCGUGUCUAUACCUGAAUACAGACGGUGGUACGGUGAAUAUGGCUCCAUGCUGGGGUCGAAUAUCACUGACUGCAAUCUGGAGGAGGAGAUGAACAAGGGCGUUGAGGGGACCGGGCUGGCGUUCAUAGCGUUCACUGAGGUCAUGGCCCUCUUCCCAGCCAGCCCCUUCUGGUCCACGCUGUUUUUCCUGAUGCUGCUCAACCUGGGCCUGAGCACCAUGUUUGGGACCAUGCAGGGAAUCCUCACGCCGCUCAUGGACAACUUUAGCCUCCUGGGGCGCCAUCGGACCCUUCUCACUGUGUGCAGCUGUGCUUUGGGGUUUGUGAUCGGGUUACUGUUCACUCAGCGUUCUGGCAACUACUUUGUGACCAUGUUUGAUGACUAUUCUGCAACCCUGCCGUUAGUCAUCGUUGUCAUUUUUGAAACCAUUAGUGUGUCCUGGGUUUACGGCACAGAUCGCUUUCUGGAUGAURUUGAAGUCAUGCUUAAGUGGCGCCCUCCAGUGGUGUACAAGUACCUGUGGAAGUACGUGUGUUUACUGGCAAUGGUCGGUCUUCUGGCUGCCAGUUUGUUACGAAUGGUUUUCAAAUCGCCCACGUACACCGCCUGGAAUCAAACCUCGGCUUCCGAGACGACGCUCGAGUACCCAGGCUGGGCCCUGGUGAUGAUCGUCCUGCUCGUGGUCUUCGCCAGCUUACCGGUACCCGUCGGCUACGUCCAUUCCACGCUGACAAACCGCAGGGCCCUCGACGCUCCGUCCCAGGAGGGGCCCGGCCCCGAGGUGCACCGCCAGUUGUACACCAAGUGCAGCUCCACCGAUCAGCUGGACUCCAGCUGUCGUCAAGCCCCCUCUGAGGGAGACGGGGCUCGCUCCCGGACGGUCUUCCUGCCUGUGGACGGCGAACAGUACCAGCUCCUGUCCCAGCAGGAAGAAGAGGACGAAGAGGAGGAGGAAGACACAAGAGUUUGAGGCUAGAUUCUGGACAAAAAAAAAGAUGAGAACAAAAUCUCAGUGUUAUAGCUUUACAUUCAGCAAACCCAGAUUAGUUUUAUUUGUAUCACUGGUCGCACAUUACCAGUCGACUCUUCUUUGUUGCUUUCUACAUUUAUUUUCUGUAUCACCUCGAUGCUGUUUAGAAAACGAGCUGCUGCGUCAAGUGAGAGCAUACUGCCAUGUUUGACUUCAUGUAGGAGUCAGAACUGAAGAGUAUUUUUUUUCUUUAGGAAAACGCGAAAACAAUCUACCUUGAAAAACUGUGACGGUUCCAUGUUGGUGUGUGUGUGUGUGUGUGUGUGUGUGUGUGUGUGUGUGUGUGUGUGUGUGUGUG
This is a messenger RNA of Austrofundulus limnaeus, 2668 nucleotides long. It is a transcript of the gene slc6a16a, whose product is annotated as solute carrier family 6 member 16a. The record is from RefSeq and is a predicted model, not a curated record. The transcript is spliced from 12 exons. Gene Ontology annotation, cellular component: plasma membrane. Bases 214 to 2310 code for a protein of 698 amino acids. Lineage: Eukaryota; Metazoa; Chordata; Actinopteri; Cyprinodontiformes; Rivulidae. Gene Ontology annotation, biological process: amino acid transport; nitrogen compound transport; sodium ion transmembrane transport.